Camelina sativa (false flax) is the source of this 2800-nucleotide messenger RNA. RefSeq names its product putative disease resistance protein At5g66910. The record is from RefSeq and is a predicted model, not a curated record. Gene Ontology annotation, molecular function: ADP binding; ATP hydrolysis activity; protein binding. Lineage: Eukaryota; Viridiplantae; Streptophyta; Magnoliopsida; Brassicales; Brassicaceae.
UUUUCUUGUGCAAACAAAAAAGUAUUGAUUGUAAAUUUCAGGUACACUGUGAAGUGAAGUCAACAGCGACGGCAUUGCUUUGCAAGUACGAUAAAGCAAAGCAUCUGAUUCCUCGUCUUCCUUAACGUGUUGGAUCUUCAGGUUCUGUCGGCAGAAUCAGUGAGUUAUAUAUUUCAUUCUGAGGAACUUUUUGUAAUCUGAAGAGAAGCAAAAGAAUGAACGAUUGGCUUAGUUUGGGAUUAGGCUCAAUUGGGGGAGCUUUGGUCUCCGGAGGGAUGAAACUUUUGAUUUCAGAGGCCAAAAAGGUGAUAGCUUUCAAAUCUGUGUCUGAAGAGCUCGCAUCCACGAUGAUCUCGUUGCUUCCGGUGGUCAAUCAGAUCGAGUCGAUGCAAGAUGGUGUGGAACUAAAAGAUCUUAAGGUAACGAUCGUUGAAGCUCUUGUAUUGGUUCAGAAGUGUUCACUUGUCAAGGAUUGGAAUGUAGUAAAAAAAUCUAAGUAUACGAAAGAAGUUGAGGAAAUCAAUAGGAAGAUGCUCAAGUUCUGUCAGAUUCAGCUACAGCUUCUUAUGGUUAGGAACCAGUUGAAGUCUAUGCCUUCCAUGGAAGCCAUUGAAAGUUAUUUCCAAAUCAUCAAUGAGAAGCUCGACCUUUUGAGUGUUGUUUCUUCUCCCUCUCUUGCUUUUACCAAGCGUUGUUCUGUUCCUAAGCUUAAUAUGAAUCUUGUUGGAUUGGAUUGGCCAUUGAUGGAUUUAAAGAAGAGGGUCCUUGACGAUUCUGUGGUUAAUCUUGUUGUCUAUGGUCCUCCUGGUUGCGGGAAGACCACGCUCGUUACUCAGCUCUGUCACGAUGAAGAUAUCAAAAGAGUAUUCAAGAAAAUCUUCUUUUGCGUUGUGUCGUGUACUCCUAAUUUCAGAGCCAUAGUACAAAAUUUGCUACAAGACAACGGUUACGGAGCUAUUACAUUUGAUGAUGAUUCUCAAGCAGAAACUGGCUUAAGAGAGCUUCUGGAGGAACUCACUGAACAUGGUCCUAUAUUGUUGGUGUUGGAUGAUGUGUGGCAAGGAUCAGAGUUCUUUCUUCGGAAAUUUCAAAUUGACUUACCGGGUUAUAAGACUUUGGUGACUUCUCGUUCUGACUUUUCGAGUUUAUGGUCCACUUAUCAUUUGAAACCUUUGAAAGAUGAAGAUGCUAGGUCCCUUCUCAUUCAGUGGGCAUCUCCGCCUCAUCACAUAUCUGUAGAUGAUGAGUAUGAAGAUCUUCUCCAGAAGAUAUUGAAACGUUGCAAUGGAUUCCCUCUUGUUAUUGAAGUAGUCGGCAUUUCACUAAGAGGAAAAGCUCUGUAUUUAUGGAAAGGCCAAGUGGAAAGCUGGUCUGAAGGGGAAACAAUUCUUAGUAAUCCUACUGUGCUACAACGUCUUCAGCCUAGCUUCAAUGCCCUGCAACCCCAUCUUAAAGAGUGUUUCUUGGUCAUGGGUUCAUUUCUUGAAGACCAAAAGAUAUGGGCUUCGCUUAUAAUUGACAUAUGUGUGGAAUUAUUUGGUAGAGGUAGUAGCAGCAGUACCAACGUGUACAUGAAGUACCUUAAUGACCUUGCUUCUCAGAAUCUGCUUAAACUUGUUCCUCUCGGGACAAAUGAGCACGAAGACGGAUUCUACAGUGAGUUGUUAGUCACUCAACAUGAUAUUCUGAGGGAGUUGGCUAUUUAUCAAAGUGAAUUGGAACCAAUCCUGGAAAGAAAAAAACUAAAUCUGGAGAUACGAGAGGACAACUAUCCGGACUGGUGUGUGAAUCUAAGUCAACCUAUCAAUGCUAGACUUUUGUCCAUCUCUACGGAUGAUUUGUUCUCAUCAAGGUGGGUGAAAUUGGAUUUCCCUAAUGUUGAGGCUUUAGUUCUUAAUCUAUCUUCAUUAGACUAUACAUUACCAAGCUUCAUUACUAAAAUGAAGAAGCUAAAAGUUCUGACAAUCACAAACCACGGUUUUUAUCCAGCAAGAUUGACAAAUUUUUCAUGUCUAAGCUCAUUGCCAAACUUGAAACGGAUUAGAUUGGAGAAAGUUUCAGUAACUUUGCUAGACAUUCCACUAUUGCAACUCGGCAGUCUCAAGAAGCUAUCUUUGGUUAUGUGUAGUUUUGGUGAUGUUUUCUACGAGACAGAUAAAAUAGAUCUCUCUAAAGCUCUACCGAGUCUACAAGAGAUUGAAAUAGACUACUGCUAUGAUCUUGAUGAGUUACCGUAUUGGGUCUCUGAAGUUGUUUCAUUGAAGACUCUUAGCAUCACAAACUGUAACAAGCUCUCUACACUUCCAGAAGCUAUAGGCAACUUGAGUAAACUGGAAAUGUUGAGGCUUCGUUCUUGUAUUAAUCUCUCUGAGCUGCCUGAAGCGACUGAGAGACUCAGCAACUUGCGGUUUCUAGAUAUUUCUCAUUGCUUAGGAUUGAGAAAGUUGCCUCAAGAGAUUGGCAAACUGCAGAAGCUUAAAAAGAUCUCUAUGAAGAAGUGUCCGGGAUGCGAGUUACCGGAUUCAGUGAGGAACCUAGAGAAUCUGGUGGUCAAAUGCGAUGAAGAAACAGGAUUCUUGUGGGAGAGGUUGAAGCGAAGAAUGAGAAAUUUGAGAGUUCAAGAGGAGGAGGAAACAGAGCAAAACCUGAACUUAUUUCAAAUGUUUUAAUGUGUGAAACUAGUGAUUAUUGUGUGUAUUUUUACUGUUUGACAAAAAAAAUGUGUGUAUUUCACUAACUGAUUAAUGUCUGUGGUAUAAAAAAUGUAUAUAUAAAAUAAAGAGAUAAUUAUUUCCACAUA